AUGGCCUUCAAGAAUGGUCUGAGUGAACGCCUGGACGAGCUGCGUUUCCCUUCUCCCAGGUCUCCGUCCGAGUCCCCGUUCCCGGCAUAUAGCCCGCUUGCCGGACACUCGAAUCUCAUCUCGUCCUUAUCGCGUCCCCCCAGCGAUGUGCGCUCGAACCUCCAGCGUCGGUUCACUACCGACUCGAGUAAGCUCUCUUCGUGGAGCUAUCUGAAUCAUGGGGCAACUCAGCUGCCGGAUCUAGAUCUGCUGUCUUCGGCCAACUUCCUCUACAAAUCUCAGCUCUUUGAGAAGAAGCGCCAGCACAUAGAAUACAUGCGAGAACAGAGAAGACGUUUCGAAGAAGACAUGAAGCUGUUGGACCUGCAGCACGAGAAGGAGAAGCAGGAAAUGGAUCAGCUUGCUCGGGACCUGGCCAAGGUGGGCAUGUCUGGCCCAGUCAGCGAACCUACGACUCCCCCAGAGUAUCGUGACAGUGGCUUCCCAGGCGUCUUCUCUCGCCCAGCACGCUUCUCAACUUCAAGCGUCACUUCUACCGGUUUUCUUAACGCAUUUUCUCCAAGUCAGCCAACUUCCACCCAGACCUCGACCCAACGUUUCUCUGUCCACUCCGUUCCAGGUUCCCGUAGGAACUCUGAAGAGAAGGACAUUUCUUUCCAGGACUCUUCAUCGUCUGUGCGCCCAGGACCUUUCCUUCACCGUUACUCAAUGCCUUCCUCUGGACUAACUUCCCAGGUUCGCCCCAACAUGGCUGUCUUCAACAACCCCUCCAACUUUGAUUCCUUCUCUGCUGCCAAAUACUUGUUCCACGGUGACGAAGAGCAGUCGUCUUCAAAAGACGGUGAUCGAGUGUCCACGCCAGAUAUCAAGAGCUACCUUAAGAUGACUGAACCAGACGAUAAGUUUCUUACCCUGUCACGUCGUCACGAUUCCGGGUUGCUUUCAGAAAACUCAGACACACUGGAUCUAGCAAACUCCCGUACCCCAGGACCUGAGCCUUGGAACACGCACAGCCGCCAUCGGUUUACUCACCAGAGCAUGCCUCAGAAUACGUUGAAUAUGUUUCGCCUUGAACAGCUUGGAGCCUCCACCAGCGAGAAGCCCUCAAAUGCGUCCCAGCCAUCUCGUCAUCUUUCAAGACACUCCCUGGAAGCAAACCUUCUCUGUGACAAUGAAGUGACCCAUGAAGACAUUGCCUCAGUAACGCCUAACCGUCCCGAUUCCAUGCAGUCAUCCUAUUCCGGAAAUGAGGUCUCCACUGCUAAGGGCAAAGAUUUUAAUGGCCCUCUCACCUCUCCCAAGAUGAGCGCAGACUCGUUCCAGCCAUCUAACGCCAGCUUUGGAAGGAUCCCCGCAAACGUUGCGAAUAAUUCUCCUGAGCGUGAUGAAGCUAAGCCCACAGCAACCUACCCCCAGCAGACCACACUUCAGGCUAGCGCCGCGCCAUUUGGUCCUCAGUUAACUUCUACAGCCUCCACUACAAGCGCUCCGGGACCCAUUCCCCCAGCCGGGCUAACCAACUUCCAGGUUCCUUAUUAUGGAUAUCCUCUACCGGCCUACAUGGGAAGCCCAGCGCCAGUCAAUGGUCAGGCUCAGAACUACAAUCUAUCCAGUCCUUAUUCGGGCUACGGUGCAUAUGGCAACUAUCGCUUCGCUGAGAGUCCGGGCAGGGCUGUCAGCACUCGCCGCAGUGGGGAAGGAGAGUCUCUCCAACUGUCCCGCUUCUCGAAUUUCCCUCUGGAGCAUUACAAAGGGGAACUGUAUGGCUUGUGCAAGGAUCAGCAUGGCUGCAGAUAUCUUCAGAGAAAAUUAGAGGAGCAGAACCCGGAGAAUGUUCAAAUUAUCUUCAAUGAGACUUAUCGCCAUGUUGUGGAGCUUAUGACCGACCCCUUUGGUAAUUACUUGUGUCAGAAAUUACUCGAGUAUUCCAAUGACGAUCAGCGGACUGUUCUCAUUGACAAUGCGGCUCCCCAACUUGUGAAAAUCGCAUUGAACCAGCACGGCACUAGAGCUUUGCAAAAGAUGAUAGAGUUCAUCUCAACCCCAGGACAGACUCAGACCGUGAUCGAUGCUCUCAAGGACCACGUUGUGGAGCUGGUUCAGGACUUGAACGGUAACCAUGUGAUACAGAAAUGCCUCAACCGCCUGUCUGCGGAGGAUUCUCUGUUCAUCUAUGAUGCAGUCGGUGCAAGUUGCGUGGUCGUUGGGACUCACCGUCAUGGAUGCUGUGUCUUGCAGCGCUGCAUUGAUCAUGCGUCUGGCGAACAGAGAGCUCGUUUGAUCGCUCAGAUAACCGGUAAUGCUUUUGCCCUUGUACAGGAUCCGUUUGGCAACUACGUCGUGCAGUACAUUUUGGAUCUUGCCGAGCCCCAUUUUACCAAGCCUCUCUGCCAGAGCUUCUGUGGAAACAUCCCCGCCUUGUCAAAGCAGAAAUUCAGUUCAAAUGUGAUUGAGAAGUGCCUUCGCACUGCAGACAACCAAGUCCGUCGCCAGAUGAUUGAUGAGAUGCUUGCUGGAAACGAGCUGGAGAAGAUGCUUCGUGAUUCUUUUGCAAACUAUGUGGUUCAGACUGCAAUGGAUUUUGCCGAUUCAGAGACACGAGCCCGGAUUAUCGAUGCGGUUCGCCCCAUUUUGCCUUCCAUCCGUCAGACUCCCCAUGGCCGCCGCAUUGCCGGUAAGAUGAUGGCAUCUGAAGGCUCUGGGAAAGGGAGCGCAGCAACCAGCGGGCAGGUUACGCCGAACGAAAUGAAUUCUUCCCAGCUUCCGGGGCCCCUGCAGGCUACACAGAAGCCUUUUUUGUACCAACACAAUUCUUACCCUUCAUCGAACACUGGUAACCAGUUCAGUAGCCAGACUUUUGGUUCCGGUUCUGUUUCCAAUACCCCCUCUGGUGGAACGAGCGAGGCCUCCUCGGUUAUUUUUUCCCAAGUCCAGCAUGCCAAUGGCAAUCUUGGUACCCAAGGCCAGUUGUAUACAUACUAUUGA
Monascus purpureus is the source of this 2985-nucleotide messenger RNA. The record is from the annotation of a GenBank genome assembly. NCBI's taxonomy places the organism in Eukaryota, Fungi, Ascomycota, Eurotiomycetes, Eurotiales, Aspergillaceae.